This is a messenger RNA of Diaporthe batatas, 1380 nucleotides long. RefSeq lists its product as uncharacterized. NCBI's taxonomy places the organism in Eukaryota, Fungi, Ascomycota, Sordariomycetes, Diaporthales, Diaporthaceae. Gene Ontology annotation, molecular function: NAD binding. The coding region runs from base 265 to 1242 and encodes 325 amino acids. The transcript has a single exon. The record is from RefSeq and is a predicted model, not a curated record.
CUCAUCAUCAUGUCCUUCAAGUUGCGCUGGUGCCCCUCCUUGCAUUUACGGUGUAGCAGACAACUUUUUGUGCGUGACGAUUUCUGACCUCUCGGUAUUUAUUUUGCUGAUACACACACCACUUCCACCUUGUUCUCUGUACAAACUUCACAGCCUCCACAACCUCUACGACAGCCAUUCCGUCCAGUCACCAGCCAGUAUUUCUCUCCACCGUCAACCAGAUAUCACCAUCAUCGUCGUCGACCUCCUCGCUCUAAGGCAAAGAUGAAGCUCCUCGUGCCCAAGCCCGAGUCGACCAACAACUCGCUCGUGCUCGACAUCAAGGCCAUCGAGGGCUUCCCCGUCGAGAUCCACCCCUACAAUGUCAAGGAGCCCAUCCCCGAGGAGCUGAUCGACGCAGAGUUCCUGAUCGUCUGGACCAACUCGGCCGCCAACCUGCAGGACGCCGCCAAGCGCAUGAAGAACCUGAAAUGGAUCCAGUCCUGCGCCGCCGGGCCCAACGACGUCUUCGCCGCCGGCUUUGACCCCUCCAUCACCCUGUGCACCGGCUCCGGCCUGCACGACCACACCGUCGCCGAGCACACCCUGGGCCUGCUGCUCAACGCCGCCCGCCGCUUCUACGAGAUGCGCGACUACCAGACAAAGAGCCAGUGGCCCCAGCACCUGGGCGGGCCCCAGCCCGACCGCCCCAAGGACCGCUUCACCUCCCUGCGCGACGCCAACGUCACCAUCUGGGGCUUCGGCAACAUCGCCAAGAAGCUGGCCCCCUGGCUCGUCUCCCUCGGCGCAAACGUCAAGGGCGUCGCCCGCAGCGCUGGCAUCCGCGACGCCUUCGAGGUCGUCAGCGAGGACCAGAUCGCCGACACCUUCAAGACCACAGACGCCCUGGUCAUGAUCCUGCCCGGCGACGACUCCACCAAGAACGCCCUCAGCAAGGAGAGGUUAGCCCUGCUGCCCAAGCACGCCUGGGUCGUCAACGUCGGCCGCGGCACCUGCAUCGACGAGGACGCCCUGUACAACGCCCUGGUCAACAACGAGAUCGGCGGCGCCGCCCUCGACGUCUUCGUCACAGAGCCCCUGCCCAAGGAGUCCAAGCUGUGGCAGGUCGAGAACGUCGUCGUCAGCCCCCACGCUGCCGGCGGGCGGCCCCAGGGCGCCGAGGCGCUCAUCGUCGACAACCUGAGGAAGUUCCUGGCUGGCCAGAAGCUGACGAACGAGAUCGCAAUCCCAAAAAAAGCCUGAAUGUGGCAGCUGGGGCCGGGGAGCAGCGCCGUGGCCGCGCGCGUCUUUGAUAUCCGAUAUAGUAGCAUCAGCAGCGUGGGAAAUGGCUCAGGCUGCCUUUAGAUUCGGUAGUAGGGUUUAAUUUGGAAGUUAUCAUAU